UAUAAGUGAGCUAUGGCCGGCAAACACCAAUCAGUUCUCGCUUGGCCCUUGCUAGUUGCUGUAAAUCAAUGGAGAUGUUCAUCAAGCUCCUACUAAUUAGCCAGCUUUUGGCGCUGAGCUACGCCCAGUUGACACUUGAGGAGGCUAAAAAGCAAAUCGAUGCCUCGGUUUAUAGCGAUGAAGAGACGGGCGAUGACUCGCACCUGCCCGAGCCCCACUAUCCUCCCCAGUACCAGCCUCACCCGCCGCAUCCGCACAAGAAAUUGGCGACCACCACUCCUGAGCCGGAAAGCACCACUCCAAAACCAGUUACCACCACUGAGGAGCCCAAAAUAGAGCAGGAAGGCGCUGGAACCGUUGCUCCCAAUGAUGGCCUGGAUGAGCUGGACGAAGGAUUGGUCCAGAGUAAUGAUGGAUCUGCCGUUCCAGAGUCCACUACUCCGGAGCCGACCACUCCUGAACCAACAACCACUACUACGACCACCACAACUACGACCACGACGACUCCAAAGCCUAAGAAGCACGAGCCACAUCCCCAUCCCCAUCCCCAUCCCCAUUUCCAUGCCCAUCCCUAUCCCUAUCCUAACUCAUACCCUCCCCAGUAUCCCUAUCUUCAGCCUGGAGUGGUUUUCACCCCCGCAGGACCCAAAAUCUCUCCUCCAUCGGAGACCCCGGACACUCCCAAGGAGGCGGACAAGGAAUCGCCGAAGCCCAGUGGAUACCCACCCUAUCCGACUUUCAGGUCACCCUACUCCCCCUACCCGCCACCGGCAAUCUACCAGCCCCGUUUCCCAGGAUACGGACCUAGUCCCAGUUUUGGAUACAACCACAAUCACAAACACGAGGAAGACUCCGGUGAGGACAAGCCCGAGGACAAGUCCGGGGAAGAGGGUGCAGAGGAGGAUGUGGCCCUGAAGCCUCCUGGCUUUGGUUACCCACAGGUGUAUUUGAUUCCCCGAAGACCAGUGGUUACUGUGCCCAGCUUUCCGCGACCAGGAGGCGGAUACGGUUCGCCCUAUGGAUUUGGACGUUACUGAUACUCUUAACUGAACAACCUAAAAAUGAAGAAAAGAAAAAAGUCAUUGUUGAAUUUAUAUUAUAUUAUUUCCUAGCAUAUUAUUAAACACUUAUUAACUUAUAA
Messenger RNA from Drosophila biarmipes, 1141 nucleotides. RefSeq names its product proteoglycan 4. The coding region runs from base 69 to 1037 and encodes 322 amino acids. The transcript has 2 exons. The record is from RefSeq and is a predicted model, not a curated record. Lineage: Eukaryota; Metazoa; Arthropoda; Insecta; Diptera; Drosophilidae.